Molecule: messenger RNA, 2200 nt
Organism: Chenopodium quinoa (quinoa)
Lineage: Eukaryota; Viridiplantae; Streptophyta; Magnoliopsida; Caryophyllales; Amaranthaceae
Product: cytochrome P450 86A22-like
Exons: 1
Coding region: 312-1892 (526 amino acids)
Molecular function (GO): monooxygenase activity; iron ion binding; heme binding
Source: RefSeq, a predicted model, not a curated record
CACUCUCUUCUCACACUUCACUUCCCAUGCACAUUCUCACACCAUUUUUUUUUUCCUAAAAAAUAAACAAAAUAAAAUUAUUUUUCCACCCUCCUAUUUAUUACAUAUCUGUCCUCUUCUUCUCUUCCUCUUUAUAUAUCACUCUUUCAUUCUCUCUCCUUCACUACCACCAUUCUCUCUCCUCCGCUUCAUCCUUCACAUUUUCAUAUACAUAAACAAAGCAGUUAGUUAUACGAAAAUAAAUAAACGUGGUACUCCCGCAGAUUUAUUGUAAUAAAUAAUAUUGAGAGGAGAUAGUUUAUUAUUACAUUAUGGAACCAUUUAUGAUGUUGGUGAUUGUAUCGUUGAUCACGGCGUACUUGAUCUGGUUUCGAUCGAUCAAGCGGCCGUUGAGUGGUCCAACGGUGUGGCCGUUGGUGGGGAGUUUGCCGGGGUUGAUAGAGAAUGCAAACCGUAUGCAUGAGUGGAUUGCGGAGAAUCUCCGCACGUGUGGUGGCACGUACCAAACUUGCAUCUGUGCGGUGCCCUUUUUGGCGCGGAAGCAAGGUUUGGUUACUGUCACGUGUGACCCUAAAAAUCUUGAGCAUAUUCUCAAGGGUAGAUUCGACAAUUACCCUAAGGGUCCUACGUGGCAGGCGGUUUUUCAUGAUUUGCUCGGAGAAGGGAUCUUUAAUUCUGAUGGUAACACGUGGCUUUUUCAGAGGAAGACCGCCGCGUUGGAAUUUACGACUCGGACCCUCAGGCAGGCUAUGGGCCGGUGGGUGAACCGGGCGAUUAGAAACCGGUUUGUCCCGAUAUUGAAGGAGGCUCAGGUUGAGGCUAAACCGGUUGAUCUUCAAGAUUUGUUGCUCCGGCUCACUUUUGAUAAUAUUUGUGGGUUGGCGUUUGGUCAGGAUCCACAAACACUUACCCCCGGUCUACCCGAAAAUAGUUUUGCAAUGGCGUUCGACCGGGCUACGGAGGCUACGUUGCAGCGGUUUAUUUUGCCCGAGUUUAUUUGGCGGUUCAAAAAAUGGUUCGGUUUGGGUAUGGAAGUUGUUUUAAGGCAGAGUGUAUCACACGUGGACAAGUAUUUGACAAAUAUCAUUAAUAUACGUAAGCAAGAGUUGACAGAUCCGCAGUUUAAUGGGACCCAUGAUGACUUGCUGUCUAGGUUUAUGAAGAAAAAGGAGUCCUACUCGGACAAAUUCCUUCAACAGGUGGCACUUAAUUUUAUCCUAGCUGGACGAGACACGUCCUCGGUGGCACUUAGCUGGUUUUUCUGGCUUGUCAGUAUUAAUCCACGUGUUGAGGAAAAAAUCCUCCUCGAAAUUUGCACUGUUCUCAUGGAGACACGUGGCAGCGAUGUUGCUAAGUGGACCGAUGAACCACUAGGGUUUGAAGAAGUUGACCGAUUGAUAUACGUAAAGGCUGCACUCUCCGAGACACUAAGGCUCUACCCUUCGGUCCCCGAGGACUCUAAGCAUGUCAUCGCCGAUGACGUGCUUCCUGACGGAACCUUCGUGCCAGCAGGUUCAGCCAUCACAUACUCAAUCUACUCAACCGGCCGCAUGAAGUUCACAUGGGGCGAGGAUUGUCUAGAGUUCAGGCCCGAAAGGUGGUUAUCAUCAGACGGUCAAAAGAUGGAGAUGCAAGACUCGUUUAAAUUCGUGUCAUUCAAUGCAGGCCCUAGGAUUUGCCUAGGAAAAGACUUAGCAUACCUACAAAUGAAGUCGAUUGUGGCGGCGGUGCUCCUCCGUCACCGGCUCAACGUGGCACGGGGCCACAAGGUAGAGCAAAAAAUGUCAUUAACCUUAUUCAUGAAGAAUGGGCUAGUGAUGGAUGUCCACCCAAGAGACUUGUCCCCAAUAGUUGCCAAAAUUAACCAAAAAGUUACAAGUACGGCAGAAUAAUUGAGGGGGUUAAAGUAAAAUUGGUUGGAGGCAACUAAAAUUGAUUAGCCUUAAAAGGUUGGUUAGAGCGAGGCUACUUUUGUUUGGGCAACGCAACUCUAGUUGGGGGGCGGAGACUCUGAAUACGAUGCCACAUUUAGAACAAAAGAUAAGCAUUAAAUACUGUUUGUUACAUUUGGUAUAUUUAUGAACCAAUAAAGCGAUAUUUACUUACUUUGAUUUACGACAACUAUUAUGGUAAUACUAAAUGAAUAUAUAUAUUUGUAUGUGUAACUUUCAUUUUAUAUCGACUUUAAUUUGUUACUAGC